AUGGCUUCAUUUCAAGAAAAGGUUCAUGUUGUUGUGGGGAAGGACGUUCAGCAGGGCUCUGGGUUGAUAAGGUGGGCGAUAAGCAAGUGGUCCGACCAACCUGUCACAAUUGUCAUCCUCCAAGUCCUUAUUAAAUCUAAGGAUUUAAUUAACACUCCAAUUGGAGUUUUACCGAUCAGCUCGGUAAAUGAAGAGAUGCUGUGGGCUUUGAGAGCAAACGAGCAGGAGGCAGCCGAAAAGGACUUGAAAAAGUACAUGGCUUUGUGCUCACAGGUGAAAGUAGAUGUCAUGAGGAUCGAACGAUUUGAUGAACCACUCGAUGAGAUAAUCAUUGGUUUAAUUUCUGAUCUGGGAAUGAUGGAACUAGUGAUGAAUGUAACAGUGACGAAGUCAUUAGCAUGGAAAAACAAGUAUGACUUUAGUGUCGCCUAUUCUGUCCAUAAGCGUAAACCAGAGCAAUGUGAGCUAUUUGUAGUUUGCGGAGAGAAGUUAAUCUUCUUUAACCAUGAAAAAGGAUGUGUGGAAAAUGAAGAUGGAGUAGUUCUCGGUGAUCUCAGAAAGAUGUCAAAGGAAAAAAGAGGUUUAAAAGGUUUGCUAAGCAAGAAAUUUACUGAGGAUGUAGAAUGUAACAAUCACAGUGGGUGUUCAACUCAAGUAUCACCAAGUUCUAAGAGCUCGACAGACCCAUACGACGAAGUUGAGAAUUAUGUCUCCUAUUUGCAAACAUUGUAUAAUAACGAAGGAGACGAUCAAGAAAGGGAAGAAAACAACACUGUUAGCUUGACAUGCCAACACAGAGAAGGAACAACAGAAAAUGAGAUGGAAACCAUCAACCCACUGAGCAAACAAUUCUUGGAAACAAAGAUCGAGGAAACGGAGAAGAUGCUGGAGGAGAAGCGUAGAGAAGCAAAGGCCCAAGCUGAGAGACGCAGUAAAGCCGAGUGGGCGAUAUCCAUUUGCAAUCAAAAGGUAAUUAAUUAA
Messenger RNA from Zingiber officinale, 981 nucleotides. Its product is annotated as putative U-box domain-containing protein 50. The coding region runs from base 1 to 981 and encodes 326 amino acids. The transcript is spliced from 5 exons. NCBI's taxonomy places the organism in Eukaryota, Viridiplantae, Streptophyta, Magnoliopsida, Zingiberales, Zingiberaceae. The record is from RefSeq and is a predicted model, not a curated record.